AUGAUUAUUUGUCUUUUCGGUGUUCAUAUUAACAUCAGUCGAUUGUUAACAUUCGCCUGUUUUCUAAUUUCUUUUCAUAUCGUUUACAAUAAUCAAGUGCUCGGUGUUAAUGCAGCUCCUGAUAUUGUAAAAACUGUCUAUUCAUCAUUUAACAAUACGUCACCAUUAGAUCAGGCGGAUAAUUCAACGAAAAAUAAAUCAUCUGAAUGUAAACCUGAAGAAAUUGAUGUAACAUUGCCUUAUUUUUCAUUGCCUUAUCGAAUAUUUGCGGGUGCACUUGUUGUUCCAAUUACAAUAUGUGCUAUAUCUGGCAAUAUCCUUGUUAUCUAUGUUAUUAAAAAAUUUCCUAAACUACGUAAAGAUACAGGCAAUAUUUUUCUUGCCUCACUUGCUGUUGCUGAUGUUGGUGUUAGUACAUUAGCAAUGACAUUCUAUGGAUUACAAUUAGUUCGAGGUAGAUGGAUUCUUGGUGCGUUUAUGUGUCGUUUAUGGUUUUCAUGUGAUGUUCUUUUUUCAACCGCAUCCAUUAUGCAUUUAGCUUGUAUAGCAUCAGAUCGUUAUACAUUUAUCAAAAAUCCAUUUAAUCGUAAGGAAAAGAUAUCACCAGAACGACGUCGUCAUCUUAUGAUAGCUGGUUGUUGGAUUGGAUCAGGUAUACUUUCAUUUAUACCGAUAUUUACUGGUAUAUAUACAACACCCGAACAACACCAUAAAAUUAGUUGUUUAAAUAGUGUUCAUGGUCGUUGUAUAUUUGCUGUUAAUCAAGUAUACGCGAUAGUAUCAUCAUCAUUUUCAUUUUGGGUUCCAAGUGCUGUUAUGAUUAUUAUGUAUGUUAUGUUAAUGCGAAUAGCUGAUGAAAAAGAACGUCAAAUAUAUCAAGAAGCAGAUGCUGUUGCUCGUCGUCGAGCAUCUCAACCACCACCGUAUCAAUAUACUUGCGGACGAUCUAGUGAUGAACCAACACUUACUGAGAUGCAUCCAUCAACACAACGAACUCAUCAAUUGUCAGCGACACCAAUACCACUUAAUGGUCACAUUAAUAAACAAUGUCGUCGAGGACAACAUGAUAGUAUUGAUACACAAAUGGAACCAAGCUCAUCUGGUGAUAAUCCUGGACAAUCAAUUGAUCCACGCAAUAGUGACAAGGUGACCAUAAGACGAGAACGUCGUGCUGUCAAAACUUUAGGUGCCAUAAUGGUUGCGUUUCUUAUAUGUUGGCUUCCGUUUUUUAUUCGAUAUUCUGCAUGUGAACCAAAUCGUUGUAAUUGGAAAUAUAUGCCUAUUAUAGAAGAUAUUGUUUUCUGGGUUGGUUAUUUUAAUUCAAUGAUUAAUCCAUUUUUAUAUGCUUUUCAUAAUAAAGAUUUUGAUAGUGCUUUUAAAAAGACUCUUAGUAAACGUUUUGGUUGUUUUGAUCAACGUCGUACAAGUGCAAGUAGUUGUGGACCACUACCACCUGCAACACCAACCGGAGAAAGUUCAAAUACACAAAGAGCAAGCAGGAUAAGAUGCUGCAAAAAUCGUUCAGAAGCAAAUACUGAUGUAGAAGAAACUAUACAUUUAAAUAAUUUAUCUGAUAGAAAUCAAGGUACUGAAAUGUCAAAUGGACAUAUAACUGCUACUGAAAAUAGUCUAUGA
This is a messenger RNA of Adineta steineri, 1635 nucleotides long. The record is from the annotation of a GenBank genome assembly. Lineage: Eukaryota; Metazoa; Rotifera; Eurotatoria; Adinetida; Adinetidae.